GUAUCUUCGGUCAUGUCUUCCUUCAAAACUUUGGAAUGUUUAAACAGAAAGUAAAUAAUCCCAUCUCGCAUGGCCAACAAUCUCUUUGCAGCCAUUGACAUGGGCACUAAUGCCUUCAAGCUCCUAAUAGUUCAAGCUCAUCUCCCGGGUAAAUUCAUCCCUCUUUUAACCGUCAAAGAGCCCGUCGUUUUAGGUCACGAUUCGCCUUCUUCCACAAUCUCCACCCACUCCCAAAACCUCUCCAUCAAAUCCCUUCUGAAUUUCAAUAAGCUUAUUCAAGCCCAUAAUAUCCCGCCUCUCCACACUCGCUGCGUAGCCACAUCGGCCAUCCGCGAGGCCCAGAACAAGGUCGAGUUCAUUGACUCAGUCGCCGAAACCACCGGGUUCAAAGUUGAAGUUUUAUCAGGCGAAGAAGAAGCCCGGUUUUCUUACCUGGGUUCCCUUCAAUUCUUGCCAGUUUUUGAUAAUCUGGUCUUGAACGUCGAUAUCGGAGGUGGGUCAACUGAGUUUGCCAUCGGGUUACGUGGAAAGGUUGAAUUUUGUUCAUCUUUGAAGCUUGGUCACGUCACUUUGACUCAACAUAAUUUCGGGGAUGAAGAGGCUGAAAGAGCUCCGAAUAUGAGGGAGUAUAUUAGGAAUGUCGUUAAGGAAUCUGGGUUAAUCGAGAAAGUUAAAAUUUUUGGGUUUGAAAUAGCUUUGGGGUCAUCAGGGACAAUAAGAGCCAUUGAGAAAGCAGUUUCCAAAGGGUAUGCAUUGGAUUUUGCUGAAAACGAAGCUUUGUUUAGUGAAUGUAAAAGGGAUUGGAGCUUUACCAGAGAUGAAUUAAAGAGUGUUGUCGAGCGCUUAUGUAAAGGAGGAGAGGGACAAAACUUAAAGAGAGAUGGGUUUUUCAAGAGAAGAUCAGAGUCCAUUGUUGCUGGUGGGAUUUUGUUGGAUGAGAUAUUUGAUUUGCUUGGGAUUAAAGAAAUGUUGGUUUCAGGUUAUGGAUUGAGAGAAGGUGUGAUUGUUGAUAGUUUAGCUAAGGUCUUCUAUGAUGGUUAUGAUUUGAACGCGAAUGCUCGGUUUCGGUCCGUUUUACAGCUUGCUGCAAGGUUUAAUGGCAAAAAGAAGACCACUUCUGCUGUUGAAAUUGCUAGCAUUGCAACGGAGAUUUUUGAAGGCUUAAGUAAAUGCAAGGAGCUUGAUAACAAUGGAGUUAACCUUGCUGUUCAUUUAGAUGACAAAGGUCUGGAAUAUCUUGAAGCUGCAUGUUUACUGCACAAUAUAGGUCUCUCCACUGGUAAAAAGGGUUACCAUAAGAAGUCAUAUCACAUCAUAAUGAACGGAAAUCAUCUUCAUGGAUAUAGUGAUGAGGAGGUCAAGUUAAUAGCUCUUCUUACAAGACACCAUAGAAAGAAAUUACCCAAGCUUGACGAUGAUUCUUUUAAUGAGUUCGGAGAACAGGCACAGCAGAAACUCAAAGUUCUUUGUGCAAUUUUACGUUUAUCUGUUGUGUUACAUCUGAAAGGAUGCAUAAACUACAGAGAAAUGGAUUUUUCACAUUCUCGUGAAGGUUUCAUGCUGGUUAUUGGGGAAGCAAGGGUUCAAAAUCAGCUGCCCGGCGUCGAUCAAUGUACAGCUGAUAGAUUUGCGGGAGAACUAAGAUAUGAAUCAGAAUACUUUAAGAAGGUAUUCAAGCAAGAAUUGUUCGUUAAACUUGAAGCACCACCAUCCUGCUCAAACUAAUCAUGAAAAUGAAAGUUGAUGAUUGGAGAUCUGCCUCUUAGUUCUUGAUCGAAACCGGGUGCGAAAAGUGGUUCAAGUCGACUAUCUCGGGAAAUUAAGAGUACUCUUUCCCUUUUAAUCUCUGUUCUAGUAGCUAGUAGCUAGUAGCUUUAUCCUGGAUGUUCCGAGAGGUAAUCAGAGUAGCUGACAACCACCUACUGGUAAAAAAGCAUCCUUGUUUUUGCCUGUGGCGGUUCUCCAGCCAACGGUGUGGCCAACAGGGUGCUUAAGAAUACAUGAAGCCUGGUGAAUGCAAAUAGUUCAGCAGUUCAUUCCUGUUUUCGUCUGCGAUUUCGAAGAAAAACUCAGGGUAUUCUCUAACAGCAGGUGUACCUUUGUCUCUGUUCUAACAGCACAUAUACUCA
Hibiscus syriacus is the source of this 2129-nucleotide messenger RNA. Its product is annotated as exopolyphosphatase-like. Lineage: Eukaryota; Viridiplantae; Streptophyta; Magnoliopsida; Malvales; Malvaceae. Gene Ontology annotation, molecular function: pyrophosphatase activity. Bases 70 to 1725 code for a protein of 551 amino acids. The record is from RefSeq and is a predicted model, not a curated record. The transcript has 7 exons.